Molecule: messenger RNA, 468 nt
Organism: Dioscorea cayenensis subsp. rotundata (Guinea yam)
Lineage: Eukaryota; Viridiplantae; Streptophyta; Magnoliopsida; Dioscoreales; Dioscoreaceae
Product: Golgi SNAP receptor complex member 1-2-like
Exons: 1
Coding region: 1-468 (155 amino acids)
Biological process (GO): vesicle fusion; endoplasmic reticulum to Golgi vesicle-mediated transport
Cellular component (GO): Golgi membrane; Golgi medial cisterna; SNARE complex
Molecular function (GO): SNAP receptor activity
Source: RefSeq, a predicted model, not a curated record
AUGGAUUCCGGUGACUGGGACGACCUCUGCCUCGAAGCUCGCCACCUCGGGGGUGACCUCGACGUCCGCCUCUCCUCCUACGCUAAGCUUGGAGCGGGUUAUGCCAAUGCGAGGGCUCUGGUGAGUAGGUUUCACUGGAAGUCGAUGGAGAUGGAGAUUGAGAACCUCUUGGAGCUGCUACUUGAUGUUAAUGAGGCCAUGAGUCGCUGCACUCCUGCCGCCACACCUGCCACUACUGUAGCUCAGAAGCUCACCCGCCACCAUGACAUCCUACACGAGUUCACCCAGGAAUUCAAGCGCACCAAAGGAAACAUAUUAUCCAUGAGGGAACAUGCUGAGCUUCUUACUUCAGUUCGCAAUGACAUAAAUGAGCACAAGGCAUCGAGUGGUGCACAUCUUGUGCCAAGUCUAUUGAGAGAGCGUGUAGCCAUACAUGAAAGAUUGAUGAGAAGCAGACACUGGAUGUGA